Messenger RNA from Labrus bergylta (ballan wrasse), 1583 nucleotides. Lineage: Eukaryota; Metazoa; Chordata; Actinopteri; Labriformes; Labridae. The record is from RefSeq and is a predicted model, not a curated record.
GUAAAUCCCACCUGGCCAUCGUCCAGAAGGUGAACAACGAGGGGGAGGGAGAUCCGUUCUACGAGGUGUUGGGAUUGGUGACCCUGGAGGACGUCAUCGAGAGAUCAUCAAGUCCGAGAUCCUGGACGAGUCUGACCUCUACAGUGAGUCAGCGUUUCCUUUUCUUCCAGCUUUGCUUCUCUGUUUUUAUCUAUCUCAGCUUAUAUUUUUUCACUCCCUCAAAACUCGACCUCCAUGUUUCUGUUGUCUCCACAGCCGACAACAGAAACAGGAAAAAGGUCGACCCGAAUAAAAACAAGCCCGACUUCUCGGCCUUCAAGAACGACGCCGACAGCAAAGUGAAGAUCUCUCCUCAGCUCAUGCUGGCCGCUCAUCGUUUCCUGGCUACAGAGGUGAGUCUGUUCAGCCCGUUCCAGAUCACAGAGAAAGUCCUGCUGAGGGUCCUGAGACACCCCGACGUCAUCCAGGAGCUCAAAUUCAACGAGAACGACAAACGCUCGCCGCUUCACUUCCUGUACCAGAGAGGGAAACCUGUCGACUACUUUGUCCUCAUCCUGCAGGGGAGAGUGGAGGUGGAAGCUGGAAACGAAAACAUGAAGUUUGAAACCGGCCCGUUCUCCUACUACGGAGUCAUGGCUCUGAGCUCACCAACGAUGGCUGUCACCCCUCCUCUCUCCCCGUCAGUGGCGUCCCCCCCUCCACGACGCCUCUCUCUUAAGAGGUUUUCUCUGUUCACUCGUUUUCCAGAGUUUCGUUCCCCGUCACAUGGGGGCAACCUCAACCGCUCGGCGUCUCUGAGCUGCACUGAGCGCGCUCCGGACAGCGCCUCGGUGGGCGGGAGCAUCAACCAGAUCCCAGGGACACCCUUCCAAUACAUAACAGACUUCUGCGUCCGUGCCCUCACAGACCUGCAGUUUGUCAAGAUCACUCGUGCUCAGUACCAGAACGGUCUCCUGGCCUCCAGGCUCGACAGCUCGCCUCAGACCCCAGACGGCAGUCACACUCGUCUGGACACAUCUGCCUCAUUGCCCCCCAUCACGCCGCCGGGGACCCGCGUUCCACUGCCGCUGGCCACACCUCCUUUUAAGCGCCAGACGUCUAACACUCAACUGCCACCGAGCAGCCGCUCGCUGCCCCAAACCACCUCGUCAUCCGGACGCAGACCCAGCCAGUCUCUGCCCCAAGCCACUCCCCCUCCGAUUAACCACACCCCCAUCUCCCAAACCCCUGCGUCUUCCAUGAGCAUAGCCAUCUCCAACCCCCACCCGACUCUGACCUCCUCCAGGUCCCAGCAUUCCUCUGCUGGCUCGGAGAACGGGGCGGGAGAGACCACCACUCUGCUCAGUGAGCAGCAGAACUGUGUGGGCCCGCGCAGACCCAGCCACGGCCAGGCCCACCCCCACCCACAGGUCCACACCAUCAGUCAUACACACACUGAGAGCACCAUCUAACUCGAGUCCCUGUGGGGGGAAACUGCCCGUGCACUCAGUUACAAAAAACACACACUAGCACUUCUUCCUGAUUCCUGUUUGCUCGUUGUCUCCUGAACUUGAAGUCUGAGGAGCAGCACAUCGGUGUAUUUU